Molecule: messenger RNA, 1803 nt
Organism: Penicillium manginii
Lineage: Eukaryota; Fungi; Ascomycota; Eurotiomycetes; Eurotiales; Aspergillaceae
Exons: 5
Coding region: 1-1803 (600 amino acids)
Source: RefSeq, a predicted model, not a curated record
AUGGAUCACCUGCAGUCUUUUUCCUUAGAUGCUCGAGCUUCCCUUUCAGAUCCAACAUCCCAGCCAAACGCAACGCCGCUGGACAGGCCCUCGUUUACCUUCAUCGAUCACCAUGACGACUUGACCUCCAAGCGAAUCAAAGAUGUCAACGCUCGCAAAGCCAUCCGAUCCCAUGUGAUGCGCGAUGUUCGCCGGCGGGAAAGACUCGCCGGGUUAAAGCGAACCACUCGACGGGAAAGCCAAGGUCGAGGCCUGCCAGUGAACACGAAAUCUCAGUACGAUCAAUCUCAAGAAGAACGGGAAUUGGUCCUCAGGAGGACACCCGAAUCCUCCGGCCAAUCACCCCUCUACGAACCAGAGCUCCAUGGAGAACUUGUUAGCAGAUAUCGCCGCAGGAGUCCCACUAAGUGGACCACGGGUUAUCCAUUUGAUCCCCAGUUGAACCCAGAACCGGGCUUGCUGCCUACUUCCUGGUUUAUCGAUCCUUUUUGCACAUUGCCCGGGACCGAUGAACUCCCUACUAUGGUUGCACAUUUGUUAUACUAUUGUAAGGGGUGGUUUUGUUUAUAUACAGCGUUUUGCUCAUGGAUUGGAACUAAACUGACGAAAAACAAUCAAUUAGGGAAGUCCGUAUUUGUCCCAGUGACCUUUCCAAACGAGGCCAAGGGCCAAUUUACCAAAGAAGUCGAAUUACUGGUCCGCUCCUCCUUUUCAGACCCGGGUGGUUUCUUCGGUCUGAUGAGUAUGUGUGCGGCGCACAGAGCGGCAUUGUCGUCCGGCCAUCUCAAUUCCAUGCUGAUCGAAUCCGAUGACAAGCAAACCGGCAAUGAUCGAGAUUACUGUAUCAUGAAGGCAAAAUGCAUUCGAGAAAUGAAUGUGAAAGUUCGAGAUCCUGCGCAAGCAUUAACUAAUGAGGCAUUUGAUACGAUCGUGAAUCUUUUGACUGGUUCUUUAAUUGCUGGAUUAUUCGACGAAGCUCGAAUUCAUUUGACAGGCCUGAGACGCAUGGUAGAGCUACGUGGCGGAAUUUCAGGUGAAAGCAUUCAAUCUGCUUCCAUUUUAAUCGCCAUCACCACCUCUGAUGUUAAAGCCGCCUCCGGUCUGCUAGUCAAACCCGUGUUCCCACUAACAUGGGACACACAACCCGUCCCUAAAGCAAUCCAACAACGUAUUCGACCACCCCCUUCCUCAUCAUUACACCAGCUUGGCUCGGGAUUUUUCGCCAACACCAUUCUCAGCCCCCCUCUAAUCCGAAUACUGAACGUCGUCCGGGAUGUCAUUUUCUACGGCGUUGCCAUCACGCAACCCUCCAACCUCGAAUCCUCCGAACGCCACUUUUUCCGCAUCCUCAACUGCGAAGCAGAACAUCAACUCUUAAGUUAUAUAUACGAGAACAGCGAGAAAGGCCCGGGCCCCAAGAACCCGGAAAAGCACAUCCACCCGAUCGAAGCCGUCACGCGCGUAGCAGUAAUAUGCUUCUUGAAUAAUUUCCUGAUCGUUUCACCCCCUUCGUCUGGCCUGGGCCGGGCUCUCACAAAACACCUCGUCAAGGUCGUUAGCAAUUUCAAGAUAUCUCGCCUUCUCGAUCUGCCGAAAGAAAACCUCAAUCUAUUUGCUUGGGUGAUUUUCAUCGGAGCUCGAGGAUCCAUUGGCCAGCGUGAGCAGGGAUGGUUCGUGGAGCGGUUAGCCCGGAUCGCUAUGAUUUCUGAUUAUUUCUUCGUUCCGGGUGCUCAGGACGAGGAUUGGCGGUGUGUUUGGGAGGAAACUUUGUCUGGCUAUGUGAUACCCGUGGAAGAAGGAUGA